UGGCGGUGAAUUCUACGCUUGAACGUCAGACGCGGAAACAAGCUGCUGAGCUACGCGAGCUACGGAGGAGGAUGGCGCGUGGAUCACUCGUCCCGUCCAAGAUUGAUAGCGAUGAUGAGUACGCUUCUGCGUCGUCUCAUUCCGAGUUUGAUGGUUCGGAUAGCGAGGGUGAGGUUGGAGAUAGGCGGGGAGGAGAGGAGUUCGCGACCUUCGUUACGCAAACGCAGAAACUUACGUCUUCGCUAAGUGACGCAGUCCACUCUACGGAACGAAUGCUAAAGGAGGGGUAUAGAGCCUUAGCGUCCCAGGUUAGGGCCAGUGAGGUCGGGAUUGGUGGGAGGGUGUUGAUUGGGGAUGAGUCGUUUGUGGAGUCUGAGGAUGGUGUUGAGGUGCCUAUGUCGCCGGAGGAUGGGGAUGGAGGAAAGGUUGGAAUCGGUAACGGGAACGGGGGAGAGGGAAGGGAUUCGGGGAUGGGUGGGAGUCAGGCUGAGUUGUUGAGGAAGUUGGAGGAGGAGUUGGAGUACUUUGGGUAUGCUGUAUGAUACGCGAUUGUGGAGGGGUGAAGCAGUGUGAUGAGUUGUGUGACGACUGUGCCAGGUGUAAGUUGUGAGGUUCGGUUGAUAUUUUUAUUUAUUAUUGGGUUAUUGGCGUUUUCUUGUUUAGCAUUGGAUACUUGGGCUUUGAGCUUCACGGGGAGCUUGAAAGGGGUGAUCGAGGGUAGGUAGGCAGAACCACAUGGGUAGUAAUUCACAGAGCGUAAACAGUCAC
Messenger RNA from Saitoella complicata NRRL Y-17804, 768 nucleotides. RefSeq lists its product as uncharacterized. The record is from RefSeq and is a predicted model, not a curated record. Bases 72 to 542 code for a protein of 156 amino acids. NCBI's taxonomy places the organism in Eukaryota, Fungi, Ascomycota, Saitoellomycetes, Saitoellales, Saitoellaceae. The transcript has a single exon.